Molecule: messenger RNA, 2544 nt
Organism: Fulmarus glacialis (Northern fulmar)
Lineage: Eukaryota; Metazoa; Chordata; Aves; Procellariiformes; Procellariidae
Gene: TRIM24
Product: tripartite motif containing 24
Exons: 12
Molecular function (GO): protein binding
Source: RefSeq, a predicted model, not a curated record
AUUACAUAUCGACUACGGUAUCUUCUCCGAGCAAGGUGUGAUGCUUCACCAGUGACUAACAAUACCAUCCAGUUUCACUGUGAUCCUAGCUUCUGGGCUCAAAAUAUUUUCAAUCUAGGUUCUUUGGUAAUUGAAGAUAAAGAAACCCCACCACAUAUCCCCAAGAGCCCCGUCAUGGAAACAAACUUACAGCCACCAGGCAGCUUACCCUCAAACCAGCUGUCUAAGUUCCCAACGCAGAUAAGUUUAGCUCAGCUCCGACUCCAGCACAUGCAGCAACAGGUCAUGGCUCAGAGACAGCAAGCUCAACGCAGAGCAGGUCCAGGAGGUUUACCAAAUCCAAGAAUGCCAGGAGCCAUGCAGCAGCCUCCAGCUUCUCAUCAAGCACCUCCACGCUUGAUUCAUUUUCAGAAUCAUAGCCCCAAGUCCAACGGUUCAGCUCUUCCUGCACAACAGAUGAGAUUUCCCCAAAAUCAGAACCUGCCAAGGCAAGCCAUAAAGCCCAAUCCGCUGCAAAUGGCAUUCUUGGCACAGCAAGCUAUAAAACAGUGGCAGAUCAGUAGUGGGCAAACUUCAACUGCCCUUUCAACUGCAAGCAGCACAACAUCUACUCCAUCCAGCCCCACAGUCACUAGUGCUGUAGGAUGUGAUGGGAAGACUUAUGGUCCUCCUGUGAUAGAUUUGAGUUCUCCAGUGGGUAGCUCCUACAAUCUACCAUCUCUUCCUGAUAUUGAUUGUUCAGGAAACAUCACACUGGAUAAUGUUGUAAGGAAGGAUGGCACUGCAGAGCAGAAUCAGCCAAAACCCCCUUCGAACAGAACUGUGCAGUCACCAAAUUCAUCGGUACCAUCACCAGGCCUCUCAGGAGGAGUCAGUGUGACAAAUAUACACCCUCCAAUUCGUUCACCCAGUGCCUCCAGUGUUGGGAGCAGAGAGAGUUCUGGCUCCUCCAGCAGGCCACCAGGAGCUGAUUCUACACACAAAGUCCCGGUUGUUAUGUUGGAGCCGAUCAGAAUUAAACAGGAAUCAAGUGCACCAAAUGAGAACUUCGAUUUCCCAAUUGUUAUAGUGAAGCAAGAAACGGAUGAGGAAUCCCGGCCUCGGAAUGCCACCUUUUCAAGAAGCAUACUUACUUCAUUGCUGUUAGAUAGCAAUCAUAAUUCCACUUCUGAUGAAGCUGUCUUAAGAACAGAUGCACCGGACAGCACAGAUGAUCAACCAGGGAUACUGAAGGAGAACACAUCCAGUGGGAAGACAGGAUGGAUAGGCCCCCCCCACAUUGGGGAGGGCAGGAAAGAGGAUGAUCCCAAUGAAGAUUGGUGUGCAGUAUGUCAAAAUGGAGGGGAGCUCCUUUGCUGUGAAAAGUGUCCCAAAGUAUUCCAUCUUUCUUGUCAUGUCCCUACACUGAUGAGCUUUCCAAGUGGAGAGUGGAUUUGUACAUUCUGUCGGGAUUUGUCCAAGCCAGAAGUUGAAUAUGACUGUGAUAAACCCGCUCACAGCUCUGAAAAAAGAAAACUGGAAGACACUGUGGGUUUGGCGCCAAUAGACCGUAGGAAGUGUGAAAGACUGCUGCUAUACCUCUACUGUCACGAAAUGAGUCUUGCUUUUCAAGAUCCAGUUCCUCCCACAGUUCCUGAUUACUACAAAAUAAUCAAAAAGCCUAUGGACUUGUCAACCAUUAAGAAAAGACUUGAAGUGACCAAUUCAUUCUACACAAAGCCGGAAGAUUUUGUGGCUGAUUUCAGACUGAUUUUCCAAAACUGUGCUGAAUUUAAUGAGCCUGAUUCAGAAGUGGCUGAUGCCGGCAUGAAACUUGAAGCGUACUUUGAAGAACUUCUAAGGAACCUUUAUCCUGAGAGGAAGUUCCCUGUACAACCCAACUGCCAGAGUGAAAAAGAUAAUCCAGAACUUAACGAUGACUCGGAUGAUGACUUUGUUCAGCCCCGGAAAAAACGCCUCAAAGGAGAAGACCGUCAGUUGCUUAAAUAAACUCCACGUGUUACUACGGAACGUUUUUUAAAAACUAAGAAUAUUUAUCACUGCUAAUUGUGAAAAGGGGAAAAAUAAUGACUGCUUUGACUUGUAGGUUUGUGGAUAUUCACUAGACUUUCUACCCCUUCUCUGAAACACAAAUCUAAUAGAGAUCAAGGCAUGUGGAGAACUUCUCUGAAGUUCCAAACUUUCACCGUACUUCUGGAGCAGCACAGAAACUGCCAUUUGCGUGGGGUGACAGCUGUUUAACUUUACUUUGAGGAAGAAAAGAAGUUUGUAUAGAAUUGAACUUUAAAACAUUACAUGGGUUCGACAUGUGGCUUUCUGAGUUUGAAGAAAAUGUGAUCUCACCAGAAUUUAAUUUUACCAAAGGCAUGUGGCUGGCCAUAAUUUGAUUUCUUUGUACUGUAUUUAACACAAGCCAUGAAAACAGAUGGUGUAAUAUUAUUGUCCUGCAAUACUGACUGGUACAAUGAAAGUGUAGUUGCCCCCAAAGAAGUUAUUGGUAAUUUUAAAAUGUAAGGGAGAGUGUAUUAAAAAUAACUUUAAAAA